Messenger RNA from Cyprinodon variegatus (sheepshead minnow), 1862 nucleotides. RefSeq names its product neurogenic differentiation factor 4-like. Gene Ontology annotation, molecular function: protein dimerization activity. NCBI's taxonomy places the organism in Eukaryota, Metazoa, Chordata, Actinopteri, Cyprinodontiformes, Cyprinodontidae. The coding region runs from base 181 to 1179 and encodes 332 amino acids. The transcript is spliced from 2 exons. The record is from RefSeq and is a predicted model, not a curated record.
AGGAGCUUUAACGUGAAACCUAAAACCGGGAGCCCCCGUGGAGUGGCCCGCACAGUGACGGACUGCUCAGCAUCAGGUCACACAACCCAACUUCAGCGCUGACUGAUGCGCCCAGACUUCAAACUCUUCUGAGAAUCACAAGGUUCUGCAAGAAACUCCCUGAAGAGGAAACAGAAAACCAUGAUGAUUAAGCCAUAUGUGAGACUAGCAGAGGGAGAGGACGUCAUCAGCCCACUGCAGUGGAUGGAUGGAGAGGUGAGCUCACCUGAUGGGAGCACCUUGGCACCACCACACCAUUAUGGAGCAGGGGGGACAUGCCAGCAGACCAGAGAGAUGGGAAGUGAAGAUGGAGAGGAGGAUGAGGGGGAUGGGGAGGAAGGACAGGAGGAUGAAAGUGAAUCCAGGAGACGUGGGCCAAAGAAAAAGCGAAUGACCAAAGCCAGGCAGGAGCGUUUCCGCGCCAGACGUAUAAAAGCAAACGCCCGGGAACGCUCCAGGAUGCAUGGCCUAAAUGAUGCUCUGGAGAACCUGCGCAGCAUCAUGCCUUGUCAUUCCAAAACCCAGAAACUGUCCAAGAUUGAGACACUGAGACUUGCCCGCAACUAUAUAUGCGCCUUGUCUGAGGCCCUGGAGGGAGGGCUUUCCACUGAGAGCAGGGCUUUCAUGGAGACACUGUGUAAGGGGCUGUCUCAGCCCACAACCAACUUGGUUUCUGGAUGUUUACAGAUAGGAUCAGGUACUGGAGCUGGGAUGAGACCCGAGGAAAGGCUUGGAGUUCAUCCACCGUCCAAUCCUCUGGGUGGAAUAGGAUACACUUCUCCAGGCCUGCCAAGCCCGCCUUAUGGCACCUAUGACACUGCUCACAUGCUUCACCUGAGAGCAGUGAAAGGAAGACAGACUGAGAAUCACUCUCCACUCGAGUAUAAUUCUGGGAGUGUGGGAACCCCUCCAUAUGACGGUCCCCCUACACCACCUCUAAGCAUCAGCAGCAACAUGGUGCGCAAACAGGAGCCUUCCCCAAACUACCCACCCACUCCGCACCAGUACUCCCCCUCCCACGUAGACCAGGUUCUCUAUCCGACUCAGACCGGCUAUGAUGUUCAUUUAGAGGGUCCAUACGAUUCCUACCAUCCACCACACAUCAUACCCAGACAGAUAACCUCAGUCUACAGAGACUGAAAUGAAUUAAGCCAUUUAAGAUGUCACGUCAACAUAACUGAGUCCAAAUAAUGAAUCCCUGAUGACCCCUUGAUCUGGUUUUAAGACUUAAGGAUCUUCUAACAAAGAACUGCAAGGAAAACGGUAGACUUUUAUAAACAUAAGGUGUUCCAGUAGAUUAGCACCGCUGAGUGUUGUUAUUGUAUAAUUAGAAAAUACUUGACUGAAACCAGUACAGUUUCUUCCUAUUUGAUUACCAAAAGAUUAAAGAACUAUUCAGGUUAUCGCAGCUGUUGCUUUUACCAUUUUGACCAGAUGAUCUGUUUCUGUUAGUCAGCACUUCUAAUUUUUGCUCUGGCAAUAUGAGAUCUCCUGCAUAAAGUACUUUUAUUUAUUCUUUAAUUUAAAACAGUGUACAUAGUUUGUUUUUUUUACUUGCAUAUGUUUCUGUCAAUGUUUUUAACUGUUUUCUUAGCUGAUCCCUUAAAGCUUUUCUUGUGUCCAGUUUCCGUUCUUGUGUUUCAUUUAAUGUUUUGCACUGAAAAACACAUCAAGAGAUUGAUUUGUAAACAAUGACUUACUUGAUUUUUUUGUGGAUAUCAAAAGAAGGAAACCAAAACGUUCUCAGCUUGACAAAGUCGCCAUAUUUGUGUUGAAUUUGUAUGUAGUAGACUUAUUUACUUUUGCUUAUUCUUUGAAAUAAU